CUUUAUCAUAAGAGAAGCCAAGGUAGCAUGAAUCACCAUCACCAAACAAGCAAAAAUGUGAAGUGGAAUCAUAACCGGUGACAGCAUCAUGCAAUCUGCAACGUCACCAGUAGAUGACACCAAAUCUUACAACUGUGGCUUUAAUGAAUGGACUGGAACACUGACGGGGUGUUGGCAGGAGCAGAAUGACAGGAAAGUCAUUUAGCAACAAUGAAGGAAGUUAUAAAAUUGUCCUUGUCAAAACAAGGAAAGCAUAUAAAAGAUACAAAGAAUACAAACUGUCCUUCACAACUUCACUUUCACACACAGGGAAGAACAGAAAGAAAGCAGACGAGAGAAUAGAGGAAAAGAAGAUCAUUGUCAGAGGAAGAAAAAAGCAAAGCUGUGAGCAAUAACAGUGUAACACAAGAGCUACAGUUUAUCCAAGAAAAUGAAGCUGAUCCUGAGACUUUCUAAUCUCUGUUUUCUUCUCUACUGUACAACCCAUGCAUCAGGUGUCACAAUCUGGUCUGAACCUGCUUUUGAUGGGGAGGGGAUUAUUGGCACAGAGCUGAACAGCGCUGUGUCUCUGAUUUGCCAGACCAGUCCAGGCACUCUGUCUGAAGAGGAACUAGUUUGGCUGAGGAACAAUGCCCGGGUCAGUCUCCUGGAAGGAAAUAAGAACGGACGCAGUGGCGUCUGUGUUACACCUGUCACCCAUGAAGACAACAGUGCAACUUUCACCUGCUACAUGGCCAGAAAUGCAUCAGUUACUGCCUCUGUCACCCUAAAUGUCACCUAUCCCCCAAUGCUCUCUGGGACUGACAAGAUAGCCAUCGCAGAAGGUGGAUCAUUUGUUCUGAGGUGUGAUACCUGGGCCAAUCCACCUGUUUCAUCUGUGACAUGGCUAUUAAACGGAACCACAGUGGAUCUGUUAGGAGACUUCUCAAUAACCACUGAUGGACGCACUACCCAGCUAAUUGCCAAGAGAGUGAAGAAAAGCGUGCAUGAGGGCUCGUACGAGUGUGUUGCCUUGUCUCCCAAAUAUGGAAAAUUUAGCAAGAUGUUUGAAGUCACUGUCAAUGAGAAAAGGCUGCCGUUCCCCCUGUUCCCAAUGAUAGCAGGGCUGGUGGUGGUCCUGUGCACCUUGCUGUUUGCCGUAGUUUCUCGUAGGAAGAAAAUUGCAAAGUGCUGCAAGGGAGUUUGCCAAAAGUAACAACCCUUCCAAGGUCAUGAGUCAUCUUUCUUUGCUUUUGUGCAUAAAAGACCGUGUAUUCUUUGAUGCAGUUGAUUCAUCCAUCAAUCCAUCCAUUUUCCAUACCCGCUUACUCUAAUCAAGGGUCACAGAGUGGGGCUCAAGUCUAUCCCAGCAGUUCCUUCAUGCAUUUUUUUCAGAAUUUUCAAGUACACCUUGUAGUUAUUAUGUGUUAUAUAAAUGUAACCAAUAUUUGCUAAAAUCUGAAUAAAAGUAGCCUCAGCUCUUCUGGAAGAUGUUGGACCAGAAUUAUUUUCCUUCAUGCACAUCAUAUGGUGAACUUUCACAGAAAUUUGUAAUGAUGAUUAGAAGGAGUUGCACUUAUGAAGUCAAUGUCACUGUAGGAUGUCAAAAUUAAAAGUCCAGUGAGUUCCCCUUGAA
Thalassophryne amazonica is the source of this 1615-nucleotide messenger RNA. RefSeq names its product transmembrane and immunoglobulin domain containing 1 (gene tmigd1). The record is from RefSeq and is a predicted model, not a curated record. The transcript is spliced from 7 exons. Bases 431 to 1195 code for a protein of 254 amino acids. Lineage: Eukaryota; Metazoa; Chordata; Actinopteri; Batrachoidiformes; Batrachoididae.